ACUAUUGCUAAUUCACCGAGAGAUCGCUGAUUGCCCUUUUCCAUCUUAGUUCCGAUCGAUCGAUCGCUCAUCCGUCGUCGUUCGUUCUUGGCUCAUCGGAAUCGUGGGUUGGAGUGCUGGAGUGGGUCACCGCUCUUUAUCUGCAGCGAUGUGUAAGUAGGUCCAGAAGUACCGCCUUUAAUUCUGUACAUAUUCGCGGUUUUCCGCUCUGUUCAGCUACUGGAGCCGUGCGUAGCAAUCAGUCUGCACUUGGAAACGACUCUGAAUGAGGCCGUGAUUUUCUGAAGGAGGUUGCCUCUUGUUCAGUUUGGGUUAAGUUCGUGAACGUUGGAAGAGUAUCGGAGGAGCGUCAAGAUGGGGUGGGGCAGGCGAGCGUUGGGACUCUCCCUUGUGUUGUUGGUAAUUGCGAUAGGUCAACAAGCUGAUGCCGGGAGAGCGAACGCGAUCGUGGACUAUGAAGGGAAUCAGUUGCAUUCCGAUGAUGCCAUUUUGGAUGUGUUUCACCAGUGGCUUGAGACCCACUCCCGGGUGUAUCGCUCCUUGAGCGAGAAACACCACCGGUUUCAGAUUUUCAAGGAAAACUUUUUGUACAUUCAUGCUCACAACAAGCAGCAGAAGAGCUACUGGUUGGGCUUGAAUAAGUUCAGUGAUCUUACCCAUCAGGAGUUCCGGGCUCAGUAUUUGGGUACCAAGCCGGUGAACCGCCAGCGUAAGGAAGCCAAUUUCAUGUACGAAGAUGUUGAGGCGGAGCCCAAGGUGGAUUGGCGCCUGAAGGGUGCGGUCACGGACGUCAAAGAUCAAGGCGCAUGUGGGAGUUGCUGGGCGUUUUCUGCGGUCGGUUCGGUUGAAGGAGUGAAUGCAAUUAAAACCGGAGAAUUGGUUUCCUUGUCUGAGCAGGAGCUCGUGGACUGCGACAGGAAGCAGAACCAGGGAUGCAAUGGUGGUCUUAUGGACUAUGCAUUCGAGUUUAUUAUCAAGAAUGGUGGUAUUGACACUGAGAAGGAUUAUCCUUACAAGGCCAGAGAUGGUCGGUGCGAUGAGGGAAGAAGGAAUUCCAAAGUUGUGGUCAUUGACGACUACCAAGACGUGCCUACCCAAUCUGAGAGCGCUCUGAUGAAGGCACUGACGAAAAACCCUGUCAGUGUUGCAAUCGAGGCUGGAGGUCGUGACUUUCAGCAUUAUCAAGGGGGAGUCUUCACCGGUCCUUGUGGUUCCGAGCUCGACCACGGUGUACUAGCCGUCGGUUAUGGAACCGAUGACGAUGGUGUCAACUACUGGAUUGUCAAGAACUCAUGGGGCCCAGGUUGGGGAGAGAAAGGUUACAUCCGUAUGGAGCGUUUCGGCUCUGACUCUACUGACGGGAAGUGUGGUAUCAACAUCGAGGCCUCUUUCCCAAUUAAGAAGGGACCCAACCCUCCUCCAAGUCCUCCCUCUCCUCCCUCUCCCAUCAAACCACCGUCGCAGUGUGACAAUUCUCACUCAUGCCCUGCUUCUAGCACUUGCUGCUGUGCAUUCAACAUUGGUAAGUACUGCCUCCAGUGGGGCUGUUGCCCGAUGGAAUCCGCCACCUGCUGCGAGGAUCACUACCAUUGCUGCCCCUCGGACUUCCCGGUUUGCAACCUGCGAGCCGGACAGUGUCUCAAGGACAAGAGAAACCCGUUUGGCGUGCCAAUGUUAGAGCGAACUCCUGCUAAAUUCAACUGGCCCAAGUUCUCCUUCGAAGAGGAGAAAAAGGCUUCCUUUUAGAGAGAUGCAGUUCUCUUAGCUUUGACGUAUUUACGGUUCCCGUUUCUCGCCAGUCUGAAGAAAUUAUUAGACUUUUUCCAUCAUUUUAUUGGCAAACGCUGGAGGAUUAAAUCUCUAUCCAAGGUAAAGUGCUUCAUAGUUGGUCAAUAGUCUCUGGCUAAGCUCUCUGAAUGAGCUGGCUGUGCACUAGGUUUCGGAGAUAUUCGUUGUGUAGUUGCGAAGGUAUUAGCUGAUGCCCCAUUGUAUAGUUCGGACAUGAGCUCUAUUUGUUUGCAUAGUUUGUAUGUACAUAUUUUACCAGAAAAUGAAAAGAAAAAGGCUUUUAGACCUAGGGAAGUGAUGUUACAGCAUCCUCAGUUAAGUCUUUAAAAUGGCAUUUCUCCUUAUUGCUCCUUGGUAUGCCAAGGAACACUUUUCCUAUAAUCCAAACAGUGAUAUACAACUAUCUCUGCCUUUCUCCGA
Physcomitrium patens is the source of this 2208-nucleotide messenger RNA. RefSeq names its product cysteine proteinase mucunain. Gene Ontology annotation, molecular function: cysteine-type peptidase activity. Gene Ontology annotation, biological process: proteolysis. The record is from RefSeq and is a predicted model, not a curated record. NCBI's taxonomy places the organism in Eukaryota, Viridiplantae, Streptophyta, Bryopsida, Funariales, Funariaceae.